AUGUCCCUCAAUACAGUAACCGGCGGCCUAAACAAGGGCCUGCCCACCGACACCGUCAACAACGUCGCAUCAGGAACCGUCAACCAGACCACGAAACAGCUCAACAGCACCACCGAAAAGGUCACCGACAAAGCCAUUCCAGGCGAGUACCCCUCCGACGACCAGAAAUAUGACAAGCCAGCGCCGGACAUCUCCUUCUCGGCCAUCUGGUCCUCCUUCAAGAACUGGCUGUUCUCCUUCUUCCCCAGCCUCAUGGACCGAUUCGAGAACUGGAUCAAGGGCCUGAUCGCCUGGUUACUCCCGCCCCCGCGCCAAGCCAAAAUGUACGAAGCCAUCCUGAACCGACCCAUCGCCUCGACGUUCAUCAUCUGCCAGCUGAUUUGCUGCGGGGUUCCGCUGCUCGUGUUCCUGGCCGGGGUGUUCCUCUUUGCUGCCGUCGCGGUGCUCCUCUGGGCGGUGCUCUCGUUGAUCCUGGCGGGGCCGAUCUUGCUGGUUGCCAGUAUGAUGGGGGUCUCGCUCUGGGGUUGGGGGUGGAUCUUAUAUGGGAUGGUCAAGUUUAUUGAUCAGCAUUUCCUCGGGGGGACAAUCACCAGGUUCUGGUUGUCUCAUAGUCAGGAGCAGGGGGAGGAUGAGCCGGAGGAUGAAAAUGAUGAGAAACCAGAAGGGAAGAAGGACACUUGA
Aspergillus thermomutatus is the source of this 681-nucleotide messenger RNA. RefSeq names its product seipin co-factor family protein. Lineage: Eukaryota; Fungi; Ascomycota; Eurotiomycetes; Eurotiales; Aspergillaceae. Bases 1 to 681 code for a protein of 226 amino acids. The record is from RefSeq and is a predicted model, not a curated record. The transcript has a single exon.